This is a messenger RNA of Candoia aspera, 8918 nucleotides long. RefSeq names its product cytoplasmic FMR1 interacting protein 2 (gene CYFIP2). Gene Ontology annotation, molecular function: small GTPase binding. Bases 120 to 3881 code for a protein of 1253 amino acids. The transcript has 31 exons. Lineage: Eukaryota; Metazoa; Chordata; Lepidosauria; Squamata; Candoiidae. Gene Ontology annotation, biological process: cell morphogenesis; apoptotic process; axon guidance. Gene Ontology annotation, cellular component: synapse; neuron projection. The record is from RefSeq and is a predicted model, not a curated record.
GGCGUCGACGUUGUAGCAUCCCUGCCUCCUUCUCCGCUGUAUCCAGCGCUGAGCCCAGCCGCAGAGGCCGGGAGCAUCCUCUCCUCUCCCUCCAGUAGUGAGUCUAAAAGCUGAGAACCAUGACAACUCACGUAACGCUGGAGGAUGCUCUGUCCAAUGUGGACCUGCUGGAGGAGCUGCCAUUACCAGAUCAGCAGCCAUGCAUCGAGCCACCUCCAUCAUCCAUUAUGUACCAGGCCAACUUUGAUACUAAUUUUGAAGACAGAAAUGCUUUUGUAACUGGCAUUGCUAGGUACAUUGAACAAGCAACAGUGCAUUCUAGCAUGAAUGAGAUGUUGGAGGAAGGGCAUGAAUAUGCAGUAAUGCUUUAUACUUGGAGGAGCUGCUCCAGAGCUAUUCCCCAGGUAAAGUGUAAUGAGCAGCCAAACCGGGUAGAGAUUUAUGAGAAGACAGUGGAAGUCUUAGAGCCAGAAGUCACAAAGCUCAUGAAGUUCAUGUAUUUUCAGAGGAAGGCCAUUGAACGAUUCUGUGGUGAGGUCAAGCGUUUGUGCCACGCAGAGAGAAGGAAAGACUUUGUUUCAGAAGCAUAUCUACUGACAUUGGGAAAGUUUAUCAACAUGUUUGCGGUCUUGGAUGAACUGAAGAACAUGAAGUGCAGUGUCAAAAAUGACCAUUCUGCUUACAAAAGAGCAGCCCAGUUUUUAAGAAAAAUGGCUGAUCCUCAGUCUAUUCAGGAAUCACAGAACCUCUCCAUGUUCCUAGCAAACCAUAAUAGGAUCACCCAGUGCCUUCACCAGCAGCUGGAAGUGAUCCCUGGUUAUGAAGAACUGUUGGCUGACAUUGUCAACAUCUGUGUGGAUUACUAUGAAAACAAGAUGUACUUGACACCCAGCGAGAAGCACAUGCUCUUGAAGGUGAUGGGUUUUGGUCUGUAUCUGAUGGAUGGAAAUGUCAGUAAUAUUUACAAAUUAGAUGCCAAGAAGAGAAUCAACCUCAGUAAAAUCGAUAAAUUUUUCAAGCAGCUGCAGGUGGUUCCUUUAUUCGGCGAUAUGCAGAUAGAGCUGGCCAGAUACAUUAAGACCAGUGCUCACUAUGAGGAGAACAAAUCCAAGUGGACAUGCACUCAGAGCAGCAUCAGUCCACAGUAUAACAUAUGCGAGCAGAUGGUACAGAUCCGAGACGAUCAUAUCCGGUUUAUCUCCGAACUUGCUCGCUACAGCAACAGUGAGGUUGUAACUGGCUCGGGAUUGGACAGCCAAAAGUCAGAUGAAGAAUAUAGGGAGCUUUUUGACCUGGCUUUACGGGGACUUCAACUUUUGUCCAAGUGGAGUGCACAUGUGAUGGAAGUGUAUUCUUGGAAGCUGGUCCAUCCCACUGAUAAGUUCUGUAACAAAGAUUGCCCAGGCACUGCUGAAGAGUAUGAGAGAGCUACAAGAUAUAAUUAUACCAGUGAGGAAAAGUUUGCUUUUGUGGAGGUUAUUGCUAUGAUCAAGGGCCUGCAAGUACUCAUGGGCCGCAUGGAGAGUGUCUUCAACCAGGCUAUCAGGAACACGAUCUAUGCUGCUCUACAGGACUUUGCUCAGGUGACCCUGAGAGAGCCGCUGAGGCAAGCGGUCAGGAAGAAGAAGAAUGUCCUCAUCAGUGUUCUUCAGGCAAUUAGAAAGACAAUCUGUGAUUGGGAGGGAGGCCGUGAGCCUCCAAAUGAUCCCUGUCUGAGAGGGGAGAAAGAUCCCAAAGGUGGCUUUGAUAUCAAAGUCCCACGGCGAGCUGUUGGGCCUUCAAGCACCCAGCUUUACAUGGUGAGAACCAUGCUAGAAUCCCUCAUUGCAGACAAGAGUGGUUCAAAGAAGACUCUCCGAAGCAGCCUGGAUGGACCAAUAGUUCUGGCUAUUGAAGAAUUCCAUAAACAGUCCUUCUUCUUUACACAUCUUCUCAAUAUAAGUGAAGCCCUCCAACAGUGCUGUGAUCUGUCCCAACUUUGGUUCCGAGAAUUUUUUCUGGAGUUGACCAUGGGUCGUCGAAUUCAGUUCCCCAUUGAGAUGUCUAUGCCCUGGAUUUUAACCGAUCACAUCCUGGAUACCAAAGAACCCUCCAUGAUGGAGUAUGUGCUCUAUCCACUGGAUCUCUACAACGAUAGCGCAUAUUAUGCUUUGACCAAGUUUAAAAAGCAGUUUCUCUAUGAUGAAAUUGAAGCAGAAGUGAACUUGUGUUUUGAUCAGUUUGUGUAUAAACUGGCAGAUCAAAUUUUUGCUUACUAUAAAGCAAUGGCUGGCAGCGUUUUAUUGGAUAAACGCUUCCGGGCUGAAUGUAAAAAUUAUGGAGUGAUUAUCCCUUACCCACCAUCUAACCGCUAUGAAACAUUGCUCAAACAAAGACAUGUCCAGCUGCUAGGCAGGUCAAUUGACUUGAACAGACUUAUCACCCAGCGAAUCUCAGCUGCAAUGUACAAAUCAUUAGAUCAGGCUAUUAGCCGCUUCGAAAGUGAGGAUCUGACAUCCAUAGUGGAACUUGAAUGGCUUUUGGAGAUCAAUCGUUUGACACAUAGACUCUUGUGCAACCACAUGACCUUGGACAGUUUUGAUGCCAUGUUCCGCGAGGCCAAUCAUAAUGUUUCAGCUCCUUAUGGGCGCAUCACGUUGCAUGUCUUCUGGGAGUUAAACUUUGACUUUCUACCUAAUUACUGCUACAAUGGGUCUACUAACAGAUUUGUGCGGACAGCAAUUCCAUUCACUCAAGAACCCCAGAGAGAUAAACCAGCCAAUGUUCAGCCAUAUUAUCUUUAUGGCUCAAAGCCACUCAACAUUGCGUACAGCCACAUUUAUAGCUCCUACCGAAACUUUGUGGGACCUCCCCACUUCAAGACAAUCUGCCGACUCCUUGGAUACCAAGGGAUUGCUGUGGUGAUGGAAGAAUUGCUGAAGAUUGUCAAAAGCCUGUUGCAAGGAACCAUCCUUCAGUAUGUGAAGACCUUGAUAGAGGUGAUGCCGAAGAUUUGCCGCCUGCCAAGGCAUGAGUAUGGAUCUCCAGGAAUCCUGGAGUUUUUCCAUCACCAGCUGAAGGACAUAAUUGAAUAUGCAGAACUAAAGACUGAUGUAUUCCAAAGUCUGAGAGAAGUGGGUAAUGCCAUUCUUUUCUGCCUUCUCAUAGAACAGGCCCUGUCCCAGGAAGAAGUGUGUGAUUUGCUGCAUGCUGCUCCCUUCCAAAAUAUUUUGCCCAGGGUCUACAUCAAAGAAGGAGAACGCUUGGAGGUACGCAUGAAGCGUCUCGAAGCCAAAUAUGCCCCACUUCACCUGGUUCCCUUAAUAGAGAGGCUGGGAACUCCUCAGCAAAUAGCCAUAGCUCGUGAAGGAGACUUGCUGACCAAGGAGAGGCUGUGCUGUGGGCUGUCCAUGUUUGAGGUUAUCCUGACCCGCAUUCGGAGCUACCUUCAAGACCCUAUCUGGCGUGGGCCUCCCCCAACCAAUGGCGUCAUGCAUGUUGAUGAAUGUGUUGAAUUUCAUCGGCUCUGGAGCGCCAUGCAGUUUGUAUACUGCAUUCCCGUUGGAACAAAUGAAUUCACUGCUGAACAGUGCUUUGGAGAUGGCUUAAACUGGGCUGGCUGUUCAGUCAUAGUUCUUCUGGGGCAACAGCGUCGUUUUGAUCUUUUUGACUUCUGCUAUCACCUGUUAAAAGUGCAAAGACAGGAUGGGAAGGACGAAAUCAUAAAGAAUGUGCCACUUAAGAAAAUGGCCGACAGGAUCAGGAAGUACCAAAUUCUGAACAAUGAGAUUUUUGCCAUCCUGAACAAAUACAUGAAAUCAGUGGAAACAGACAGUUCAACAGUUGAGCAUGUGCGUUGCUUCCAGCCCCCCAUCCAUCAGUCCUUGGCCACAACAUGUUAGCUUUUCAGCUCUGGAAAUACAGUGUGAAGAUUUCUGUCUUUCCAUUGGAUAUUGGUGAGAAAGAAGUGGUUGGACUCCAGCAAAGACCUGGAAGCCAAACAGCUGCAAACACAGGUCUCGCAACAAAGCAGACGUGGGUGGAUCCCAUACACAAAGAUGCAUUUCCUAGAAAACUCAUUUGAAUGCAUGUUCUUCUAUAUCUUUCUGGUUGGCUUUACCUAUAGUAUGGAAACUAUGGUGAGAAAAAGCAGAAGGUGGCUUUUCUCCUGUGGUUUCUUCUAUUUUCUUGACAACCCAUAAUCACCUGAUCAAGCACAAAAAUCUGCAGCCCUUAAAACGAUCAUUAUUUUGGAGAUUUCAGUUAAAGGAGCCCACAUUUCAAAAUGUUGCAAGUCUUCCACUUGGUGCACAGUGAAACAAUAGUUUUGCUUGAUAAAACCUUUGGUUUUGUGAUAGAAGUGCUUAAACAUUUUGAAAUAAUGAGUUUCUCCCAUUGCAGGUGAUACAGAGCAAGCAUAAUCUUGUUUUAGACUCAGAAUAGCAUAUAAUUGUCCACCUAGAAUCGGCAGGUUUUUGCUAUUAUCAUCAUCUUUCCUUCUAGAUUUAUUUAACUUUGUUAAGCCAAAUUUGGAGUUAGUUUAGCAGUGGAAUAUUAACAAACAAAUUUUCUCAGUUUGUGCAUUGAUUGACUUUGCUGUGGAGCAGAGAAAAACAAAGUGAUGCCUUCUUUUCAAUCCCUUUCUUGACCUGAUUACAUCUGAGCUAAUAUUUCUUUCUCAGUGUUAGUAUUAUAGACAGUUAUUGUCUGUUUGGGAUAAACAUUGUAAUGGCCUCAGCCCUCAGUGAAGUAAACAGGCCACAUCUUCUUGGAAAGUGUAUUGGAAAUGUAUUUCAUGUAUUGAGCUGGGCAUCUUUUCUUCUUAGGAAUGCUUUUAGUAGAAGAAUGAGAUUAUUAUAUUUCUGUAUUCCUGAAAAUGGUUGAUAAUUAGUUCAAGAUUAUAUAUCCCAAGUUUAGCAAUCAAAAGGAAACAUUCUUAGGAAUACAUGCAACAAAAUUUUUGUUCUAAGCCAUAGCUUGUCUGCCUUUAAUAUGUAUGAUUCCAGUGAUACAUGGAUUUCCAAUAGUGUAUUGAAAAAUGGAUAAGCUUGUAGAAUGAAGGGGACAGGUAAUCUGAGAACACGUGUGUGCUCCUCACUUCAUAACAGUCCUCUGACAAUCUACGCAUCCAGAAGACAAGUCUAGGUAAUUUGGAUGAGAGGAUAAUGCACACAAUCAGGAGAAGUAAGUCAGAUACUUUCCACAAGAGAUGUGUAUAGGAGAAGGAACGCCUUAGAAAAACAAGAUCAGGCAAGGAUGGUGAAAGAGAAACAGAAUUAUUAAAUCAGUCACGACUCUUCUAUCUGAUGAGAAGAUCUUUGGGACUCCAAAUAUGACAGUAAAAUAGACUCUGAGGGUAAAAGCCACCCAGUUUAGCAAGUCUAAUUACCCAAGCAGAACUAGUUUAAUUACCAAAGUGCAAGUGUGUAUCAAGUCAUAAAAGGAAAGGGAGGAUCUCUUAACAUCUUAAGAGAAUAAUUUAUUUCUGAGUUCUUUUGAUAUACCACAAGGGACUUGAUAAAACUCAUCAAGCAAGUUCCCCUGUAACUGUCCAGGGCAGAAAGAGGGGUUUCAGAAUUGAAGUCCUGUAAUAUUUCAGUUGUUCAGAUUAAUUUCCUGCAAAGAAAAUAGAACGAGUUGCUCUAUAGUUGCUUACAGUUUCAAAAUUAAGGGUAAAAAAUAUUAAAGAUUUGGUAAGUUUUCCUUGCUUUUUGAGAACUGCAAAGGGUACAGUGCAUUAAAAGGUUUCCCUACGUACAGUGAAUGAGAGUAGUGCAAGGCAAUAGUUCUAUUUAUCUCAUGGAGGUUUGAUCAGUAGAACAUCCUGGUAAUUUGUUGCCAGUGCCACCUUAAGGUAAUGAUCUGUGAAAUUCUUGGGGUGGAGGUGGGAGGGGGGUGUUCCCUGAUUUUUAGCCUGUGAAAAAUAAAGCCAGGCUCUUCCAGUGUCGGAGGGUUCCCAGAACAUUUAACAGUUGUUCCAGCCUCUUCCAGAAGAGUUGGUUCUUGACCUUAUCUUGUUCAAGACCAGUUUUGCCAAAUCUGCUGCCCUCCAGAAUUUUGGCCCCAGCCCUGAUGAGAAGAUGCCAAAUUUGGGCAAUCUGACUAAGAUUAUUUCCAUUUUUUAGAUCUCAGACACUUUCAUCUGUGCUUUUUCUUCUUUAUUUUAUCAUAAAACACAUAUUUAAUUACUGUUCAUCACAAAUGUGCCAGGUGUUAUUAGGCCAGAAUCUACUAACAUUUUUCUAUUUGAUAAAAAUAGAUGAAGUAGAAUAGCUUAAUGCUCUCUGUCUUCAAUCCUGGAAGAACAUUCUGUCUUAAGAAACAGCAGCGGCGUAAAAUUAUUAGUGCUAAGUAUGUGGCCUUUCUCAAAUGCCUUCUUUCCACUGAAGAUUUACAUCUCUUUAUACAGAAAUUGAUGAAAUAAUAUUUUUUCACAUACCAUAUCUGUUUGCCAUUUAUUAAGUACUGAGGUAGCUAUUCAAAUGGUAAGAUAUGUCAGCUUGUUUCAUGCAACAGAAAACCAUGCUAUCAGCGCCACUAAGCCCUCUACCCAAGAACACCAAAGCAGAUAUUCACACAGUUUGCUUAUUUGUACUGAGAUCUUCACACAGUCACCUGUACAUACAGUAGGAUGCUUUUCAUAUGAGCUCAAACCUGCCAUACCAGAUUCCAGGCUGAGUAGAAAUCAACGUGUACAGUUGUAUGUGUGAAAACGUUUUCAUAACAAAUAGUACAUUGGAUGUGCAGAUGUCUGGUUUAGUGUAGUAUCCCAGGUGUGAUGCUGGGGCAGGGCUUAUCCUCAACAUUCCUGCAAGGGAUUGUAGUGGUUAAAUAGGGUUCUCUUGUACUGAUGGAGUUAUGAAAGGCUCAUAGAAUUAAUCUGCAGACUCCUUACAUAGACAGCAGAGGUGAACAAAAGAGUACAGAGGGGGGAAAUGCCCUACUGCAUUCAAUCCUAAAUUUCUGCUGGAACAGUUCAAGUGUUUUGUAAUUUUUAUGGAAAGCAAAUACAGUACUGCCAGCAUUCCUUAACAGCACUGUUUCUACCGUAGUAAGCCUUGAUUUCAAACUUGAAUAUGUUCUUGUGGUUGAUUUUGAAUUCACUUAAUGAAAUAGACAGGUCUGCUGCUCCUCAUUCUUUUCUUUUUGAUUACUAUUAUUCUUACAACAUUCAUUAAAUAUAAUAAAAUAAACAGAAAUACAGUUACCCAUCAGAGCUUGAUAGUAUCACAGUUCUAAAUGUUCCAUUAAUGUUCAAAACAAAUGUCAUCCCAAAGCAUCUGCUGAAGGAUUGAUACAGCAUUGUUUUCUGGAGAAGUGUCUAGAGGAGGGUAAUUCUAAUAAGCAUUUUCAGUCAUGUGAAUUAGGUUUGUUGAGGUCGGCUCCCAGAUUAUACUUUUGUAGUACUAUUACAAACUCAAUCACUCCUUGAAAAAAAUCAGUGCUGUUUGUGGGGAAAUCCUAAAUAUUAUCGGUAUGGUUGUUCUAGUGAAAAGAAAAGCAGGAUUGAGUUGAAGGUAGUCAGUCUAGUCACUGAGUGUGAGAGAACCUCAGAGUAAGUUCAAAUAUAUUUCUCUCAGGUUUUUGUUUAAAUAAUGCUGUCCAAAGUUGAUCCAACUGCUAGAAACUUUUUUCUCUGAGAUUUUGUUCUCUGAAUGACUUGCUGCAUGUUUGUAUUGGACUUUGUAGAAUGCUGUUCUAGUUUUCCCUACUGUCAGAUACAUAACAGAAUUUUAAAAUGUAAGGUACUCAUCUCAGACUAUAUGCUAAGAUACUCCAAAGUUCAUGAGAACAUGAUUUCUGUCUCAAAAAAAAAAAAAAAGGCAAUAUAAAGUUAUCUGUAACUCCACAAGGCCUAAUCAUGAGCAUUCUGCCAUGUUACAUUAGUCCCCAUACAGACAUAUAGCACAAUUGCUUGCCUUUGUGGCGUGUUUUGAUUCAUGCAGAGGAGUAGAAAUCUUGGUUGUGGAUAAUGCUUUUUGAUAAUGAAGCGUGUUUUUGAAGUUCAAAUGUGCACCUACUUUUUUUAUACAAAGUGGUGUUUUUCACUUACCGGAAGUUGGGCUGAUAAUAAUCUAAGUACAAAACCAUAUAUUUAUUUUCUUGUGAGAAGGAAAAGAUGAUUUUCAAUAGGCCAACAACAGGAAGAAGGAUUGAGAGGCCCUAACUACCAAUUUUUCAGUUUUUUGCCACCUUCAAGGUUAAUUUUUGACAAAAAAAAAUGUUUUGGUGCAUUAAACUAUACAACCACAUAUAACAUGUAGUUUGGUUGGUAAUCAUUCCUCAUGGGAAUUAGCAAGCUACAAAAAUGCAUUAGUCCUCUAAACUAAGAAAAGUAAUAAUAUAAAAAAGUAAAGAAAAGAAAACUUACCUUCAAUAAGUUUUAGUUCCCUCUGGCUCAAUUAGGCUAUCAUUUUGCUUUUAAUGAUUUGAAAUGAAAAACAAGUGAUUUGAAAUAAAAUGUGCACUUCAACCCUAUUCCUUUCCCCAGCAGCACUUGUCAGUUAUAUCAGUGCCCAUAGUAAUUCCCCUGCUUUUCCAUAUUACUCUGCUUUUCAUUAGUAUUUGGAUAUUUGAGAACAUAAACACAAUCUUUUUUUUAAAAAGGAAAAUAUAAGGAAAAUCUUUGUGUAAUUCUUCCGAAUGUAUCCUGUUUGUAUGAAAAAUGUCCAAGUUUUUUUGUACAAUGAUUCUACAUUUAUUUAUGGUGCAGUAUAUUUACAGCAGUGAUCAGCUAUAGUGUUUGAAUCAUAUUUGCUAAGCAGCAAAAAUGGUAUAUAUUGUUUUAUAUCUUUUGUUCCUUCAUCAUUGGUCAACAGAGGUUUUUGUUGCUGUUCCAAAUGCUUCUCUAAUAAUAAGAUACCUUGAGUGUGAUGACAUGAUGAUGACCUGUGUUGCAAUUUCAAACAAUGUGUACAAUAAAGUUGGGAUGAAUCUUA